AUGGGACCCACUGUUAGCAAUGUCUACCGCCCCUGGUCCUCCCAAGCACCAAGUGGUAGCAGCGCCUACCAGGUUAACGUGAAUCGAACAAAGACGAAAAAAUGGGUCGAGGCCAAGGUACAGAGCUACGACGGGGAUGAUUGGGGCGCGGAUGAAUAUGGCGAUGCAGAACCAGAGGAAGAGCUCCCGGCCUCUUGGCUCAAACCACCUACACACCCUUCCGGGUCGAGAGAAGAGACAUUCCCAUCGCCGACGACGCCCAUAAGUCAACCGACAUUGACACCUCUGGCUUCACCCAUCGUGGCCGGCCCGUCGGACACCGGCGUUUCUCGCAUUGAAGCCAAGAUGGUGUCGCCACAUAUCGUCGACUCUGCACAUGAUGUCCGCAAUUCACCCAACCAGUCAGAGAGGGCAGUUACUUCUCUAGCUCCUGGCUCAGUAGUUUCCGAGCAGCUAAAACCGCCGUCUUCCGUCUCAUCUUCAGAUGUCUACAGUCGCCUCGAGCCAAAUUCACCUAGUUCAGCUGAUGCCCGACCCGACUCCAGGGGCAGAGAAGAGGCUUUUGCUCUUGGAAACAGGCCUGAAAUGGCGAAUCAGAGUGUUGGCGACGACCGGCAGACCUCAGCUAGCCCCAAAUUGCCCGAUCUGGCCAGAAUGUCGGCCUUUGGGGAAGAUUUCUUCUCUACGGACGGUGUGGGCUCGUCCACAACCGAAUCUAUUACCGGGCUAGACGGAGAGUCGGCGUCUCUCACGAAUCUUUCAACUACCAAGGCUGAAGUGAUCCCACACGCUUUUCAGCUGGAGGAAGUUCUCCCGUCAACGGAGAAGACUGCUACAGUUGAAACUCCAACGGGAGGGCAUGACGAUAAGGACACGACUACAAGAGACCCAUAUCACGUCAAAUCACUGCCAGACGUAGCUUCAUCCGGGGGUGAAAAUGGAGACAGUGCAAAAGGGACCGAGAUCAAGACGCUUGCGUUGCCUACAACAGGCUCGGCGUCUCCCCCGCUGUCCGAGAUAGCCAGUUCUGCAUUGCAGCCUGACUCUGAGACGGCUGUAAUUGCUCCACUACGGACUCCUAGCCCUCGCGGUCCCUCCCGGCCAGCUCCGGAUACUUGGGAGAGUUCUCCAGAUGCUGCUGAUAGCACUCCAUCAGCAGGCACCAACCCAAUAGAGCGUCGGUCUGAGGCAGACUUCGAACCCAGCCCUGUCAGGCGUGAGACUACUUUCAGUGUGGAAUCUGUCAAGGACAACGAUAUGCUGAGUGAUGAGAUCAUCAAGUCGUUAAGCCCCACCAGCGGCUCUGCUCAGGAAUUCAACCGAGCUCCCAGCCAUAGUUCUCAACUGUCGAGCGUUCAAACCGGCAGGGACAGCAGCUAUACCCUUCGGGACUAUCGCAGUUAUUGGGCGGACACCGAGGCCAAGGCCAAAACGCUAGAGGCAUCUGCGUCUAUGGCCACAAUCGCGGAAGUUCCAGAUGCCCAAAGCGAGCCCGCUAGCCAAGGUACCGUCAUCGCUGUUGACAAAGCAGCCGAGCCACCCAUGUCCCCUCAACCUCCGUCAAUCCGCCGUCGAUUCUCUUGGGAAGCCGAGGAGUUGAGCUCGGCGCCAACGCAGCAAAGUCUCGACAUUUCCACGGCGCAACCGCACGGGCUGGUGGUUGAGUCGCUGGGACCGGGCGUGCAGUCCCAGGUCGAUAGCAAGCAACCAAAGGAUCUGUCGCUUGAUGCCGUCGGCGUUCUCCCCCAACUCUCUAGCGGCAGCAAGGGCCUUGAGCCUCCCGGCCAACAGACUGCGUGUGAAGAAUCGAGCCUUCCUUCUCCAGUUGGCGAUGACACUACUGCUGGAGCUCGUACUGAUACUGGGCCUUCGCUUAGCGAGGACACGGAAUCUGAGAAGACUGCUUCGGGCCUCCAUUUGGCCGCAAGGGGAGCUGAAGAUCAGCCUGUUGUCACCAUUCAGCCAUCUCCCUCCGCCACGCCGCCCUCAGUAUCCCCAGUUUCACAACAGGCCCAGCCGCAGACGAUGAGCUUCCGGGAAAUCAUGAGCCUGAAAAGUCCUAGCGAACGCAUUGCCAAGUUCAAUGAGACGCGAAACAUAUUUUCAUGGACAAACUCUGGGCUCACUGGUUGGCUCACUCACGUCAAAGCUCAGCAUCCGGACGUGUCACCGUCUGGGCCAUUGUUUGGCACGUCAGCUUCUCGGCAAGCCUCGCCGGGGGCUAAUGCGGCGACUAGCACGGCAGCAGGGCAGGCCGGCAGCCCUGCCCAGCAAGCGUACUACCAACAAUACCUUGGUGCCGGCUCGCCGACAGCCUCCGGCUCUCCUCCUAGCCGCUCUCGUCUUGGCGGGCUGCCACUGGCAACGCAAGCGCCCGGUAGUACAUUUGGACACUCCGGCAACCAGAUCGGAAGCAAAGGCAAAGAAUUCAUGCACUCGGCCGGAAAGAUGGGCAAAGGCUUGCUGAACAAGGGGCGGAGCAAAUUGCGUGGAACCGGGGACAAGGACGAAUCCUUUUCUGACCCGGGCGCUGAGCACGACAAGGCCAAGGCCGAUGGGCGACUGUCGUGGGGCCUGAUGCUUGGGUCGAAAUGGCGCCCUGAGGUGGCCGCCCCACCGGGAAAUGCCACGGCCGCCGGCGCGAGCAACUCCAAUGCGCAUGCCACUGCCACGCAACAACGCGCAUCACCGUCGAUGGCACCUCAGAUCCCCCCCUUGGCCCCUGCGGCGCCGCUGUCGCCGCUCAAUCCGGCGGCGCAGUCGGAGGAUAUUCCCGGGUGGAGAGAGGUGCCAGCUGAGUCUGCAACGGCCCGGCCGGUCGUGACGCCACGCCAUCCCGUCCCGCCCGCUCAGGCACAGUCCAGCCCUUUGCCGCGAGUCACUGCCGGGUUGAGCGGGCUGGAAAUCCCAGAGUCUCAGGACCGUGUCCGUCGGCAAUCCGACCAGCAAUCCGAUCCCGAUCUUCACCAAUCGCAGUCAUCCACGGCGCAUGUCCCUGGUGAUGGACGGGCGGCACUGAGCGAGCGCGAAGCGUCACCCAAGCGAGCGUCUUCCUUCAUUGGGCUGCCGCCCAUAAGACGCAGCUCAACGUUCGGGCUCUCUCCCAAAGCCAAGGCUCGGAGGGCCACUGAUCGAUUCCCUCUCGACGACGACGACGACGACGACGAUGACGAUGGCGAUGGUGCACCGUCGAGCCUGGCGCCGAAUGCCGACGCCCCGGCUAAUUCCUCGCAUGAGCAGCCCAGGUCUCUGCUGGCCGCAGCGCCUCGCCCUCAGGUCGACACUGACCGCGCUGCCCAUCCACAACCCACCAAGGAUGAGAAAGCUGCCACUCAUAUCCCUCAUGCAGAAGCGGCGAGACAGACACCGCAGCUUCAAGCACCGCCCACCAUGACCCCGAAGGAGCAAUUCCCAGCCAGAACACCAAUACCACACUCUCAAGGUCCCCGAAGCUCUCAGCCGUGGAUGCUCCCUGCCCAGAGGCUGCCCUUCUGCGGCCAAUGGAAAUUGGAGGAAAGCCGGUUGUCGGAGCCUCUGAAUCCCGUCUCGAGGAAUCGGCCUGGAGCUGGUGGUUGUCAGCAACACGUCAUGUAUGGCUUCGACAAAGAGACCGGAGUCGCACUUCCGGACCUCGCCCUGCCGCGUCCCGGCCAAGACCAGAUUCAUCAACCCCUGCAGCAUCCCAUCCCCAAUCCCACGGCACCACCCCCCCGUCAACGUUCUGACGUACCGCCAUCAUCAGCACAGAGAUGGCCUGAACUGUUUGCUCACCCCCCAGAUCAACGUCUAGCAUCAAACACAAGCAACGGCGGACAGCCAUACCAGCCCCCCUAUCAACCAUUCCUUGCUCGUAAUGAUGCUGUGACGACUAGAACGCAAGACAAUGAGUCUUCCAUCCGUGGUGCUGGUCCUGCCGGUGAAGAGCGCGGUCGCAGGAAUAGAAAUUCCGGCAUGUUCAAGGAUUUGGGGCAACGAAUCGCCGGGGCCGCAUCCAGGGAGCGUCGAAGCUCCGUGGACCAGCGGACGGUCACCAAAGAUGUCCUUGCGGACGAAGCGUCAGAGGUGAGCGUUGGCACUGGAAGCGAAGCGCCGGAGCGAGGCACACGGCGACCAAACUUUCUGUUUGGCCGCUCUGGUCGCUCAUCUUUAGACGCUGGCCCAGUACAGCAUUCCUGGGCCGGAAAAGAACAAACCUCACAGGAGGAGCAGCCCCCCAAGACUCCCCCCCAAGGGCGUAAAAGGCGGUCUUUCGGCGGCAAGCUAGUUCCAAGCAGUUUUUCAAAGUCACCCUCGUCCAACUUGGAAGGAGUCCAGGCUUCCGGCCGGGCUGUCCACCCGCCCGAGGACCUCGACGACGCCACUCCUCAGAAGAAGAGGUUUUCCGGCAUGUCAAAGGUUUCAAACUUGCUCAGUCGCACCAAACAUGAGGACAGACCAGGCUCUCCUGAGCCUCAGCUAGCGGCGGAGCCUUUGGGACCUCCUCUGCCUGCAUUCAAGCUUUCGGGGCGGCCAAGCACAGUCACUUCUACAGCUAGCUCUCAAGGGCGCAGGGCAGAUGAGAGGCCUGCCCGCCACCGGCGACGGCUUUCCAUGUCCGACUUGAUAUCAGGAAUGCUGGGAAAAGCUUCGGGUUCAAAAGCCGGAGUACCUGAUAAGCCUUUGGAUUCACGCGUGUCACCAAUAAGCAUGCAGUUCCAAAAUAUCGGAGACAUUCCAAGGCAGCGAAUAUCGCAAUCCGAGCAGCCUGAACGACGAUAUCCACACAGUCCGGAUCAGGUCAACAUGCCGCCUCGACUCGAAGAUGGGCAGGGCCUCCUCCGAACUGGUGAAUUCCGCACACCAUCCUCGCCAGCUGGAGAGCAAGCUAACGCACAGCCUCAGUCUCCGGUGAGUUUGCAACGGCCUGGAAUGCACCAAUCUUUCCAGCUUCAACUGCAGCACUUGCCCGCGGCGGGCCACUCUCAACCGCAACCUCCAGGUAUUGGUAAAGACCACCGACGAAGAGUUUCUGGAAGCGAUCAGCCACAAGGUCGGCGCUAUCUUGCUAGUGUUGGGCGCCCAUCCUCUGUUCCUACUGGGCAGUCCGGCUCCCAACAACCCUUCGGUCUCGUGGGGCAAAGGGACGAGAUGCAGCCUCCCGGCAUGAACGUUGAUGCGGCGAUUCGCUUGGUGAAGCCGCCUCACCCCUCUCCUCUAGGCCUGAUCCCUCAAGAGCUACACCAACAGGGGGAUUCUGCUCCCGCUUCGGAGCCCCGUCAACGGAUCGAUCAGAUCCUCGCCCAGCAACAGGAAGAGUCUCGAGUGCCACCUCCGGCUGGCGCAUCGCCGGACUGGCCGCAAGCUGUCUCCGUGAAACCGCAAGCUGCAUCUGAUCGCGAAGCGCACGGCAGCGGCCAUACUGACGGAGAGCUCAUUCGAACAUGCACCGUCUCCCCCGAUUCUUCCAUUGCAUCGGAUUGGAAGACUACAGAACAUGACGAGGAUGCGUACACAAGUGAGACUCGCAGGAAUGGCGCCAUUGAUCUUUCGGAUGAGCGCGACUUUAUUGUUGUGCCACAAAACAAGCAACGGCCCUUGGAAGAGAUGCCACAGCAUAAGCCGCCUGCGAACACAACCAGUCCUCAGCAGUCACGAGUUGCUAGAGAGACAAUGGCUUUAUCUAAGGAACCCCAAAGGGUUCAUACUACGCAGGGCCACGUCAAGGAAAACAGCCUUUCUUCUCAACAAGACACAAAGGCUGAACUUGACCAUGGCUUUUCCUGUCAGAUGCUGCAGCCCGCACAAGAAGCCAGGCUGCCGUAUCGUGACUUCUCCGCGCAUCCCCAGCAUAUACAGCCGACGCAACUCGAUCAACCGCAGUGGCCUCAGAAGAUACAGCAACCGGACCCGGAGAUACCGUCACAAGCUAAAACACCAACGAGUCCUCGGGGUCCUGCGCCGCCCCCACAGUCACAGCAGACGCAACUUUCACCAAAGGAAAGUCCGGGGGCCAGAUGGAAAGGCCUGACCAAGCGUAUGUCAGGGCAAUUGUCACAACUUGGACAACAAAGAACUGCCCCGGAGAGACUUGACAGAGCUGAAACUUCCACUGCAAACAAGCUCCUGGGGGCUUUUAAGAGGAACUCUAAGCAAGGCAACACUCAGGAGCCCAGACCAGCUCACGUGGGUGCAACAAAUCUCACAAUGGAUUCAUGGCACCACACGCACCGACAACCACAUCAAGAGUACCCAGGUCAUCAUUAUUUAAGAAACAACGAACAGCCCCGGCAGUACCAUCACUCGACCCCAAGCAACACCCCGCUGCAUCCUGGCCAGGUAUACGAUUAUCAAGCACCUUCAACGAUGACUAUCGCCGAGAAUCCGGCUCAGCAACCUCGGGCGUCGCAGUCUGAACCCGAGCCUCAACACGAUCAUGUUCCGAUUCCGAAGGGUUACGCAGCGGUUCAUGGAGAAGGAAUGGUCGUUCCAACAGCCUACCACCUUGGGCGACAUUUUCCUCCGGCGAAUCCGAUGCAGGUGCAACAACAGCCUCGGGAACAAACUCCUCGCCUGCCAGAACAGCAGCAGCAGCCACAGCAGCAGCAGCAGCAGCCGGCUUCACCUCUUGACUCUCAAUAUUGUUCCCCACGCCAAGAUUCGGAUUCUUACGUUGGAAUAGUUCAGUCGCCCCUUGCGCCCUCCCUGCCAUCUCCUGACGCGCAAUCGACAAGCCGGCGGUUGGACGAUGUGGAGAGCAACCCGGGCAGCAUUACGCCACAGGUGCCGUCGGGAGGCUCGUCGUCAGGAGCUGUACUGCAGAACCAGGCAAGCGAUUCUACGCAACGGCAACCGGAGCCGAGCAACCACUCUGCAACGGAUACCAGGUCGGUUUCGCCGCAGUCCCAGUCCCCCACCCCGCAGGUCGAGUCGGCAUUACAAACCGAACCUGCAACCGAGACAGGGGAGGACAAGGCCACGGCCAGGAACAUCAACCUUGGAGUUGAGACAACCAAAACUGAGCAACACCGCGAUGCUGGCAUGCACGAUUCCACUCCCAGGUUGGCUCAAGAUUACAACGGUGAAGGAUACGAGGCUCCCGGCGUAGGCCGAAAGGCAUCUCCGGACAGUCCAGAAGAGCAGACGAAUAGCCAAGGAGUCUCACGGACGACGACUCGAUUCACAGCCGAGUUGGAAGACACUGCAGGUGCCCACGAGCGUCGUGUCCGCCUGGCAUCUCAGGAAGAAAAGAUUUGGCUCGACCCCCAAGACGACCCCAAUUAUCAGCCGCAAAUGAGCGCAACGAGCUAUCCUGGUCAAGAAUGGAAUCCGUACGAAGACCCUAGCUUCCUCGAGGACUAG
Messenger RNA from Metarhizium album ARSEF 1941, 7338 nucleotides. RefSeq lists its product as uncharacterized. The record is from RefSeq and is a predicted model, not a curated record. The coding region runs from base 1 to 7338 and encodes 2445 amino acids. The transcript is spliced from 3 exons. NCBI's taxonomy places the organism in Eukaryota, Fungi, Ascomycota, Sordariomycetes, Hypocreales, Clavicipitaceae.